Mycetomoellerius zeteki is the source of this 2737-nucleotide messenger RNA. RefSeq lists its product as uncharacterized. The record is from RefSeq and is a predicted model, not a curated record. The transcript has 2 exons. The coding region runs from base 494 to 766 and encodes 90 amino acids. NCBI's taxonomy places the organism in Eukaryota, Metazoa, Arthropoda, Insecta, Hymenoptera, Formicidae.
CGUUGAGGUAGGACGGUACCUCGUGCUCGGAUCCGCUGAUAUUUAAUGGUAGACAUUUAACACGCCGUGUAAUCAAAUCGGAAUUUUCACAUGGUCUGGUGCCUGCGACGUUAUUACAUAUCGACGUGCGUGCUCCGGUUUUGGCUUCGCUCGCUUCACUCGCAUUGAAAGAUUGUCCGUUACGAAGAAAAUCGUCACCUGCCAAGGUUGAGGUGUGAUUCGAGAUUCGUUCCAUCUCGCAGGUAUCGACAGUAUAUCUUCCAGUAAACAACGACGGUUGGCAGAGAUAUUGUUCAUAGAAGCGACGAGCAUCUUCGGAAACCAAUUAAACCAACUGCUUCUCCGCGAGAGCGUAUUUCUGUCUCGCGAAUAUUGGAGAAUUGGAAUCUCGUGAUCUUCGAGUCUGAUUUACGAAUUCAACGAGAAUCAAAGCGGUUUCGAAGCGUAAUUCUCUGAUCUCGUGAAAUAUUCAAAUUUGACGAGAGAAUAUAAGAUGAUGCUGAUGCAGGAGCCCGGUUGGAAGUUGGAGCGCAAAGGUUCAGGGGCGCAGGUGUUGCGCAAAGAUGGAUCUCACUUCAAAAGCAGCACCGCACGCGUAUGCUUCCGAUGUGACGUGGAAAUCCGGGAAUUCGUGCCAGAUGAAGAUUAUGGCGUGACGGAGACCAUGGAAAUGGAAACGGCCGCAAGUCCCUUAGCAAUGCUGUCCAGUUGCGUAGCAGCGCUCUGCGUCACCAUCCUUUUGCCAUGGCUCCUGAUCGGAGGCUAGAUCGUGCCGCUUUUAUCAUCGAUCAUGGUGGGACGUCGUCAAUCGAAAAAUUUGCAUCGGCAAUAUCAUCCCUUUGACUGAUCUACGAAUGUACUGGGUAUUCACCUAUUUUUACAUUGGUGGUACCAAUAGUCGUUCGAGGUAUAUGGUUAACGAUGGUUGUAACGUGAAUCCUUGUGUUGAAUAUUCUCAAGGAGUGUUAAGAUGUUAUAUAGUAUUUAUAAAUGUAUGUUAUAGUAUUUAUAAUCAUGGAUACUGUAAUACUUUGGGGCAUUUUUUUCGGUUAGAGCAAAGGUUCUUCACGUUCGACCAUUGCAUUCGAGGAAAGACAUCUGAAAUUACACGAGACUGUCGCGUGAUUAAUUGUGUGGACCGAUAAAUCGAAGCAGAGAGAUAAAUAGGUUUUAUCGCUAUGAUUAUGUAUACAAUUUUUAAUUACAUUCGAUCGAUACGAUAAUUCAAAAGUUUGUUUUUAUCAAUUUCUGUGUAUUAUGUUGAAAAUACUGUGAAUUUAUGACGAAAUAAAAUUUUUUUUACAAAAAAUUUGAACGCGUCGAAGAGAUUCCUGAUUUAAUACGUGAUGAACAAGGUCGUUUUUAUAACAUAGCGAGCUGGAAGAGAUUCAGAACUCAUUUAAAAAAUAUGAAGCAUUAAAUAUUUUUUAUUAUGACAAAAAAAUUUGUUAAAGCCACUAGAAACUUUAUUGAUUCAGCAAAUCUACAGUUAUAAUAGCACGAACAGACAGUUUUCUGUGUUGGAGUGGCAAAGUUGUACAGCUGAAUGAAAUUAGCGAUUAUAAUCAUAUUUGUUGUAAUGGCACAACAAAUUUAUUAAUACAGCAAAAAUAACUUUCUACAAAAACUAAUUCAACAUAUAAAUUAAAAUUUUUAACAAAAUAUGCAAGCUAAGAUGGCGCAUACGUUUACUAUUGUAAUGAAAAAAAAACCUUGAUAGCAAUUUCCAUUGUAGCAAAAAAUUAGCUGACUUAACAUAUCGAUAAUUACUGAUAUAACUGCUUUGUUAAACUACGAAAUUUUUUCGCUAUGGAUGUUGAAUUCGUGUAGCAAUCUAUAGCUUUGCUGAAUCACCCAAUCUAUUUUUUCCGUGUAUAGAAUAAGUUGUAGUAUAUUUAAUAAAAGAGACAGGUGUAAUGUUGAUGUUUGGAUGUUAUCCAAAAUUUUCAAUGUUAUAAAUAACGAGAAUAUUUGACUGAUUUUUUUUUGUAAUUGUAUAGUUGAGCGAGAGUUACUUGUAAGAUAUGUAUGUCGAUCUUAUAAUACGGUACAAAAUUUAACAUGAUUAUAUUUUGCUAAAUGUUAUGCAAUUCCAGUUUUGUAAAGAUUUUGUAUGUAUAAUAGAAAGGCGAUGAAAUAAUGAGUGAAAAAGAUUUUAAAAACUACCCGUCGUUGGCAGGUGAUUGAUUCCAACCUACCACUUGCUACAGGUGGCACAAGCGAUUCACUUCUCUUCCAUCUCCCCUCUAUUCCAGAAACCGCCGAUUACACCGUCUGCUGUUAAGAUUUAAUGGUCCCGUACAGCAGCUGUGCUACUGCAGAUUUAUCUUAGCCGUUUUAUGGACCUCGCUGUAUCGUUAGGUUUUAGAUUAAGAGCCGAGUAACAGCCGGCUACGAAUUCGCAAGACCACGUGGACAUGCAGUUGAACUAUAAAACCGAAGAGGGUGUGGUAUAAUAUCCUGCUCAGUACAGAAAUUGUCGGUAAACUUGAAACAACUUGAUCGCACGGAAUAUUUCUAUCAUUUAUAUUCUGUCGAUGUUACGAAGCGACGGCUGAAGAGGCGGCAGCCGCGUAUAUAGCGGAUAAGCUGUCACUUUUUGUAGCACAAUUUCUAUGUCCACGUAUAACAUUAUUUCUUUUUCUUUUUAAUUCUAUAAUGCCGCUUUGUGAUGUAAAACAUAGUAUUGAAUAUGUGAGAACCUUGAAGUAAUAAUAGUAAUCGGAAAGAGAAAGAU